UGCGUCUCUCUCUUGACGUCGUGUAUAGUGGGGGGAGCUUUUACACGAGGUGGUCUUCUGUCGUUAGUGGUGUUACCCAAGUUUAGGAUAUUUAGAGCAUUAUUUUCGCAACGUCAGUUGUGAUUUUAAUGCAUUUCUCUUGAUAAUCGAACGAUCCAAGAUGUCGGGCGAAGAAUAUGAGAGCGACAUGGAUUACACGGAUUCGGAUUGCGGCGAUCCAGGAUACGACGAUUAUUACAACAAUCAGCAAUGGGGCAGCGAAGUGGACAACGACAUUGAUUCAGAGCAGAACAAAAAAGAUCCGGAAUAUGCGAUUCACGAGUGCCUCAAAGUCGAAGAGGUAGAAAGACUUUUAAAUGAGAAUGUCGAAGAACUGAGUAAUAGAUUACAGAUCACGCCAUCCCUAGCCAAAGUAUUGUUGCAUGCCCAUGAGUGGGCGCUUCAAGAUAUUAUCCUCAAGUAUCGCAACGACGCUUCCGGUCUUUUGGUUACUUCCAAAAUCAAAUCCUCCCAUGAACCGGACAGCAGCAUAGCCCUCAGAGGUGCAAGGACUGGAACAUGUUUGGUUUGUGUUAAUACUUUGUCCCUGGAAAGAUUCGCCGCUCUAACAUGCGGCCAUACCUUCUGCAAGGACUGCUGGUGUAUGCAUUUCGAAGUUCAAAUUAUACAAGGCAUUUCAACCGGAAUUGGUUGCAUGGCUCAGGACUGCGAAGUACUUGUGCCAGAAGAUUUUGUCCUAUCUCUCCUUACCAAAUUGACAAUGAGAGAAAGAUAUCAGCAGUUUGUCUUCCGUGAUUACGUCAAGUCUCAUCCGCAGCUUCGCUUUUGUCCAGGACCGAAUUGCCAGAUAGUCGUACGCUCCAAAGAAUUGAGAGCCAAAAAAGUCAUCUGUUCCUCUUGUAAAACACCAUUUUGCUUCAGGUGUGGUAUGGAUUAUCAUGCACCAACCGACUGCGGUACGAUAAAGAAAUGGCUUACUAAAUGUGCCGAUGACUCAGAGACUGCAAAUUACAUAUGCGCUCACACCAAAGAUUGUCCAAAGUGCCACAUUUGCAUAGAAAAAAACGGCGGGUGCAAUCAUAUGCAAUGUUACAAUUGCAAACACGAUUUUUGCUGGAUGUGCCUGGGUGAUUGGAAGGCACAUGGCAGCGAAUACUACGAAUGUUCACGGUAUAAGGAAAAUCCUAAUAUUUCUCGUGAAAGUGUCCAUGCACAAGCUCGGGAAGCCCUGAAAAAAUAUCUACAUUAUUAUGAAAGGUGGGAAAAUCACAGCAAGUCGCUCAAGCUGGAAGAGCAAACACUGGAAACAAUAAAAUCUCGCAUCCACAAGAAAGUAAUGCAUGCCAGUGGAACAUGGAUUGAUUGGCAACACUUGUUUGAAGCUGCUUCUCUUUUGGCCCGCUGUAGGUAUACGCUCCAGUACACAUAUCCAUAUGCUUAUUUCAUGGAGGCAGGACCUCGAAAAGUACUGUUCGAGUAUCAGCAAGCGCAAUUGGAAGCAGAGAUAGAGAAUCUAUCUUGGAAAAUUGAGCGUGCAGAAACAACGGAUCGUGGUGAUCUUGAGAAUCAGAAAGACAUAGCAGAGAAAAGGCGUGUAACUUUGCUCAAGGAUUUUUUAGAGGUCUGAUCCGCGUCUGAAUCAGAUCGCGGUUUAUUAUCUUCCGAUUAAGACAUAAUUUUCAAUUAUGUCCGAUAAAUCAUAACCAGGUUCAAAAACUGGCAAUAGAGUCCCCUCUGCUCUUCACGGUAAAGUAGGUGGGUAAAAGAGUAGAACUGAAAGAGAGAAUUAAUGAAUUACUGAUGAAGAAAAGUAAAGAACCUAGUGAUCUCUACAAAAAUACUAAAACACAAUUAUCGUACAGUUAUUUGAAAUCUAACGUUUUUAUUAGAUUGUUCUGCGCUUCUCAAUGCAAAUUUCCAUUAUCAUACAGGUCAUUCGUACUUUUAGCUAAUUAUUUUUAAUCUCCCGAAACAUGGUAAACAUUCAACAAUAAAAUAACCCCGAAAAUAUUUCUGAGAGAAUAAAAUAACCGAAUAAAAAAUGGAACAUCAGCUAUUUCAUGCGAAAUUUGAUUUAACGGUGGGCAAAAAUUAUUCCAUUUACAUUUGGCUGUUGCAAAAAGAAUACUACACUACACAAGAAAAAAAAAAAGAAGAAAAUGAAUAAGUCAGAAUUUGAUUAAUCAUAAUUGAAACGAAAACAAAGUAAUAAGGCCGAGAAUAUGAUAUUGUAACCAGCGAAAAAUUACAUAGUUAGCAUAUUUCAGAUUAUUCAGACCGUCGUGGUUGUUGUAACGAUCGUGAUAAAAUGAAUUUUAGUAAUUGAAAUUAAGUUGUGCAAAACAUUUAAGAAAGUUUGAUUCGAGUUUUUGAAUACGAAUCGUGAGUUAUCGUUUGUUGAAUAUAUGUAAGCAAGUAAAACGACAUCAAACGGUACAAUCAUGGAUAUUUAUUUUUCAUAUCAAAUAAUUAACUCUGUAUCUUCGCACAAUAUUUCCUUCCGAAUAAAAUAUCAGACAUUUGACAAAAAUGUCUUACACGUAACGAGACAAUUUGUUUUGAUCAUAUACUAGUUAAACCGUUUGAUAUAGAUUUACUUAUGUGUUAAAUUGUUUUAUACUAAUUAGUGAUUACAAGUUGUAUUGCCUGUUUAAUGAUUAUAUCAUUUUUGUUUCUGAAAUUUUUUUUCCCCAUUAUUACCAUUAUUAUUAUUAUUAUUAUUGUUGUUAUUAUCGUUAAGUACAGUUUGUAAUGUUUUUUCGUUUCUCUCAUCAGUUAGUUACAUAAUUGUUUCAACACAAAACGAUUCAGAAAAUCCGAACAAUUACUGACUCUCAAUAAAUGGACACUGAUCAUAGUAAUUAUUUCAAUUUUAAUUUAACACAAUCAAAUUGUACACUUGUAAAAUUUGAAGAAAAAAAAAAAAACGUGAAGCUUUGAAUCUUAUGAACGUAUGUAUGAAUAUUAUGUAUAUUUUUUCUGGUCUAAUCAUUUUUUAUUUAUGUUUCUUAUUUAUACGAACCAGUACAAUUAUUAAUAAUAUUCAAACGUACAGCAAAUUAUUGUCUGCUUAAAGCUCGUUAUAUGAAAUGCAGUAACAUCCAAGCCAGGGAUUAUACUGUAAAGAAAGUUGUUCUGAGUCUACGGGCAGUGAAGCAAUAAUUCAUUUUUAUUACUGUUUCAUGAAAGAAAAAAAUCGCAACGAUUAAGUCAGCUAAAUGUGAGAAUUUGCAAAUAAACUUGAUGUAUUUUUUUGGCGGACGCGUGCGUGCGUAGUUUAUCUUGCAAUAAUCGUCCAGGACGGUAACAAGAUAGAAAAAUGGAAAUGAGAAUCUGAAUUAUAGGCAAUCGGUACUCCUGUAUAAUUGUAUAAUAAAUGAAUUUUGGCUUUUGAUUUUUUAUUUUAUUUUAUUUUUUUUUCAUCUGUUUCUUCCGAUAAAGAUGUUACGAAUUUUCAAACUUAUACGACUUAAUUCUUGGACUUGGUCACAGCAAGUAUAUCGUUAAUAGCGAUUAAGUAAAGUGGUUGGGUGAUUUUUAUUACCGAUCAUAAUUGUUAUUAAUGAAACAUAAAAUAACGAGUACCUUAAAUGAGAAGAAUAAAAGAAAUGAGCAAAAUAGAGAGGAUUGAUAAAGAAAGGAAUCUAAGAUAAUUUCAGAAAACUUUGAAAAUUAGAGUAACUGUACUGUAAAUAUUAUUAGAUUAGUGUACGAUUAUAAUGUGCGCGAAAGAUUGUGUGUGACGUUUUCUAUGAUUACGUGUAAGAUUUUAGGGAAUUAAUAAACAUUGUAAUUUGUAAUUAACGCUUCAAUCUACGAAGCUCAAGCAUAAUUUAAUAUAUUUCUGGUAUUCCAACGAUAAUUAUUAGUUUAAGAUUAAUUAUGGUCCACAAGUUUAUCGCAAGAAAUAAGAAAUUUAGGAAAAAAUAAAAUAUCAUUGUAAUAUUUUACGUGGAAAUAAAUUCGAUCCUCGUUAUAUAUGUACGUACGAAUUAGUCAUUUUAUUUCAUUGCUUAUAAUAUUCGUCUACUUAAAUCAAAAAUACUAGUCUAAUUUAUCCCCCUCCUCUCAAUGUCUAGAAAUAAUCGAAUCAUAGUUCAGAGCCAAUGCCGAAACA
Molecule: messenger RNA, 4117 nt
Organism: Neodiprion virginianus
Lineage: Eukaryota; Metazoa; Arthropoda; Insecta; Hymenoptera; Diprionidae
Gene: ari-2
Product: potential E3 ubiquitin-protein ligase ariadne-2
Exons: 7
Coding region: 161-1627 (488 amino acids)
Biological process (GO): ubiquitin-dependent protein catabolic process; protein polyubiquitination; positive regulation of proteasomal ubiquitin-dependent protein catabolic process
Cellular component (GO): ubiquitin ligase complex; cytoplasm
Molecular function (GO): ubiquitin conjugating enzyme binding; ubiquitin protein ligase activity; zinc ion binding
Source: RefSeq, a predicted model, not a curated record